Molecule: messenger RNA, 969 nt
Organism: Populus trichocarpa (black cottonwood)
Lineage: Eukaryota; Viridiplantae; Streptophyta; Magnoliopsida; Malpighiales; Salicaceae
Product: pentatricopeptide repeat-containing protein At2g34400
Biological process (GO): RNA modification
Molecular function (GO): RNA binding; protein binding
Source: RefSeq, a predicted model, not a curated record
AUGGCAUUCUCCCAUUACUUAACAUAUUCUGCAUAUCCCUCUGCAGAACCAAUAGCAAAUUCAGUAAGAGAGCUGUUUGCAACUGACAUUCCUGCACAAAGUACCUUCAUGGGAAUUUCAGCCAUUUUGUCUGUAGUCAUUACAUCUUCUACUUCAUCAACCUCCACCAUUUCCAUACUUCUGCCUCAUUCAACUGACAACACUGCUCCAAAUCUCUUUGAACGGAUUGGGACCCUUUGUAAUGCAAAUCGAAAAACCUAUGAAUUUUGUGUUGAAUUGUAUUACAAGCUGAAGUCUUUAGGCCUAAAAGCAAAUAAUUUCACAUACCCUUUUUUGUUUAUAGCGUGAGGGAAUGUUUGGGGUUUGGUUAAUGGAAAGAUUGGUCAUUGUCUGGUGUUUAAGGCUGGUUUGGAUGGUGAUGAGCAUGUAAAUCAUUCUUUGACUACAAUGGACGCAAGGUGUGGUGAAAUGGGGUUUGCACGGAAGGUGUUUGAUGAAAUGGGUGACAGAGACUUGGUGUCGUGGAAUUCGAUGAUUUCAGGGUAUUCUAAGAUGGGUUUUGCUAAAGAGGCAAUUGGGUUGUUUAUGGAAAUGAGGGAAGAGGGGUUUGAGCCAGAUGAGAUGACGUUGGUGAAUGUUCUUGGGGCGUGUGGGGAUUUGGGUUUGGGGAGAUGGUACGUGGAGGGGCUUGUUUUGGAGAAGAAGAUGGAGGUAAAUUCGUAUGUGGGGUCUGCCUUGAUUGACAUGUAUGGUAAGUGUGGGGAUUUGAUAUCUGCGAGGAUGGUCUUUGAUUCAAUGCCAAACAAGGAUGUUGUCACUUGGAAUGCCAUUAUCACAUGAAUGGAGCUUCCAAUGAAGCAAUUGUACUAUUCAAUGGAAUGAGAGAGACAGGUCCUAAUCCAGAUAAAGUCACAAUGAUUGAAGUAUUGUCUGCAUGUUCCACAAUAGGGGCCCUUGAUUUGGGGAAAU